This is a messenger RNA of Epithele typhae, 5745 nucleotides long. RefSeq lists its product as uncharacterized. Gene Ontology annotation, cellular component: epsilon DNA polymerase complex; nucleus. NCBI's taxonomy places the organism in Eukaryota, Fungi, Basidiomycota, Agaricomycetes, Polyporales, Epitheliaceae. Bases 1 to 5745 code for a protein of 1914 amino acids. Gene Ontology annotation, molecular function: nucleotide binding; DNA-directed DNA polymerase activity; DNA binding. Gene Ontology annotation, biological process: nucleotide-excision repair, DNA gap filling; leading strand elongation; base-excision repair, gap-filling. The transcript is spliced from 21 exons. The record is from RefSeq and is a predicted model, not a curated record.
AUGUUUUCCUACCUGCCAUGGAAUGCUGCACUUCAGAACAACCAGGCUGACCACCAAGCACCCUCAACAGCACCCCCACAGAGGGAUGAAGACGGCAACCAGCUGGAGGAGCGGUUUGAGCAAGUGAAAUUACAGGACGAGGUCGACGAGAAGCUUGGCUUCGCUCGUAUCCAGGAGGGCCCUGCACGAGAGGGAUGGUUGAUCAAUAUACAUCCGACACUAGUCAAAGCCGCGGACUGGCCGGGAGGCAAAGCCGCCGUGGACUACUACUUCAUCCAGGACGAUGGAGGCAUGUUCAAGGUACGAUGCAGUAUGAGCCAUACUUUUCAUCUCGUGCAAGAACGGCAUGGAAACGUCAUUGAAGAGUGGCUUAGGAAGCAGUACGAAGGCGACGACCUAAAGAUGCCGAAUCAUCUUAUGGGCCAUCGUCGACUAUUCCUGAAGCUGUCAUUCCGCAAUGUCUCGGAUCUCCUCACUCUACGACGCGACAUCCUGCCUCUUGCGCUCGCAAAUAGCGCAAAAUUCGAUGCAGUGGACGCCUACGCCGAGGUGGUGAAUGCCACAUCCGCCGCCGCCACCAACAUCGAACUCGAAGGAGAAUGGGCAGCCAACGGUGAGUCACAGACAGGCUCGUCGCGGUGGGGAGCCGGGUCUCGCGACCGAGACCCGCGUGAAUAUAUCCUCGAUAUCCGCGAAUACGACGUCCCCUACUUCCUUCGCGUAGCCAUGGACAAGAAUAUCAACGUUGGUCUGUGGUAUGCGGUCACCUUCGAUGCAGGUCAACCCGACCUCAAACUUCUCAAGGAGCGUGUCAAGCGUGCCGACCCUGUGGCGCCCCUCAAAUUCCCCGACCAGGCCAUCGACCAGGUUAUGAUGAUUUCAUACAUGGUAGAUGGACAGGGCUAUCUUAUCACGAACCGCGAGAUCGUGGGCGAAGAUAUCGAAGAUUUCGAGUAUACUCCAAAGGAGGGCUAUGAGGGCCCCUUCACGAUUUUCAACGAGCCGGACGAGGCGGCGACGAUUUCUCGCUUUUUCUCGCACAUACAGGACGUCAAACCCACCGUUAUGGCCACGUUCAACGGCGACUUCUUCGAUUUCCCAUUCCUCUAUGCCAGAGCAAAGGUUCACGGCAUCGACAUGUUCUUGGAGACCGGUUUUGCCAUAGACUCUGAGGAUGAGUUCAAGAGCCGCACAUGCGUCCACAUGGACUGUUUCCGCUGGGUCAAGCGCGACUCAUACCUCCCGCAGGGAAGUCAGGGAUUGAAAGCGGUCACGACGGCCAAGCUCGGCUAUAACCCUAUAGAGCUUGACCCCGAACUCAUGACACCAUACGCUAUGGAGCAACCUCAAAUCCUCGCCCAGUACUCCGUUUCCGAUGCGGUUCUGAGGAAAGGCAGUGGAACGCUUUGCGAAACCCUUCUCAUGGUGGAAGCGUGUCAAGGCGAGAUCAUCUUCCCGAAUCGACAAGAAGAGUCGCACGGCGUCAUGUACGAUGGACACUUGGUGGCGUCCGAAACCUACGUCGGGGGACAUGUGAAGCCCUUGAAGCGGGGGUAUUCCGUAUCUCACGGCAAGCUCGAGGACGUCACCAACUACGAUGAAGUCAAGUUGCAAAUCCAAGCCAAGCUGGAGGAGAUGCGAGACAACCCUCUACGUAUGGACAAACCGCUCAUCUAUCACUUGGACGUCGCUGCAAUGUACCCGAACAUCAUGUUGUCGAACCGACUGCAGCCCGACUCCAUUGUCGACGAGGCGACCUGCGCUGUGUGCGACUUCAACCGCCCCGGCAAGACCUGUGACCGUCGUCUGACCUGGGCAUGGCGUGGAGAUUUCUUCCCCGCCCGACGCGAUGAGUUCAACAUGAUCAAGCAUGCGCUGAACCAGGAAGCUUUCCCACCGAAGAAACCUGGAUGCCACCUCGGAAUGUACAAGAAGGUCAAGGACACGAAGAUUGAGGAGCGCGAAGCCAUUGUCUGCCAGCGCGAAAACCCCUUCUACGUCGACACUGUGCGUCGUUUCCGAGAUCGGCGAUACGAAUACAAGGGCCUGCACAAGACGUGGAAGAAGAACCUGGACACGGUCGUCUCUGAACAACGCUCGAUCACCGAGUGCAUUCUCAACUCGUUCUACGGCUAUGUCAUGCGGAAAGGAGCGCGUUGGCAAUCCAUGGAGAUGGCGGGCAUACUUAAUUUCAAGUUCAAGCUCAAGAACGGCAAGGCGAUCGCGUUCUCGUACCCGUGCACGAUGCUUAAUCAUCUCGUCCACGCAACUGUGAAGAAGCGUUACGCCGUUUUCAACGACGACGGCUCCCUUGCAGAACUGAAGGGCUUCGAGGUCAAGCGUCGUGGAGAGCUGCAGCUCAUCAAAAUCUUCCAGUCUCAAAUCUUCGAGAAGUUCCUCCUCGGAACGACACUCGAAGAGUGCUACGCCGCUGUGGCCCAGGAUGCCGACCGGUGGCUGGACGUCCUGUUCAGUCAUGCAGCAGACCUCGCGGACGAAGAGCUCGUCGAGCUCAUUUCGGAGAACCGAAGUAUGUCGAAGACUCUUGCAGAGUACGCCGGCCAGAAGUCCACCUCGAUCAGUACUGCCCGCCGCCUGGCCGAAUUCCUUGGCGACCAGAUGGUCAAGGACAAAGGUCUUGCUUGCAAGUUCAUCAUUUCCGCGAAGCCGAUGGGCGCACCCGUCACCGAACGCGCGGUACCCGUCGCCAUCUUCUCGGCCGAGGAAGGCGUCAAACGCACAUACCUCCGCAAGUGGCUCAAAGACAACGGCUUGACAAACUUCGAUCUGCGCUCCAUCCUCGACUGGGAGUACUACAUCGAGCGACUUGGCUCCGUCAUCCAGAAGCUCAUCACCAUCCCCGCUGCGAUGCAGAAGGUCGCGAACCCCGUUCCCCGUAUCCGUCAUCCCGACUGGCUGCACCGUCGUGUCGUCGCCCUCGAAGACAAGUUCCACCAGCAGACCCUCACCGACCUCUUCAAGCGUGCAAACGAGAAGAAACCCGCAGAGGUCGCCGACAUGGACAUAGAAGACGCGAUGUCGCAGCCGCAGAAGCCCCGCGGGUUCCGUCCCAAAGCAGUCGUAAACCGCAAGUCCAAGCACCGAGACGACAGCCCGGAGGCCGAUGACGCUCAUAGUGUAUUCGCGGAGCUUCUCCCCGAUAGUCAUGCGCAAGCGCUGGAGGCACCGCGCUGGCGACACGUCCGAGAGCGUCGCAGUGCCCGCGAUGUUCCGUGGAGUGCGCACGAAACAGAACACGCACUGGGACGUCGUUCAGAUCCGGCCCAACAAGACUCCAGGCGGUUCACCCUCUGGCUGUCGAUUGAUGGGUCUCUCACCUCCUUUGACCCCAAGCUGUAUCAGUGCGAGAAGGUCGUAAGGAGUCUACCUCGUGAUCGCCCUUGCGUGAACCUAUACAAGCUCACCGUUCUGGAGCACACGUAUUUGGAAAGCCAGGAGCACUUCAUCGACAUCACCAACGAUCCUAACGUCGACGGGGUCUACGAGUUGCAGACGUGCACCAACGAAGACAAGACAAUGACCCUGAGCCGUGCCGAGACAGUCGGUUCCUCCGGCUCCAAGCGACGGUACUUGGACCAAGGGCGAGAUGGCAAAUACAUCUUCCUCUAUCAUGCCUGCGCUCAGAACGCCCCAGUGCAUGUCUUUGCACUCUUCAUUCCUGGAGAGGUGGUCAAGCUCCACAUCGUCGACCCCGCCACUCGCCGACAAUCCAUUCCUCCCGUCUCUCGUGAGCUCGGCCUCUUUGAGAACCGGUCCUACACCGUGGUCAUCUCUUCCAGCAAAGAACAAAGCUACUUCGACUUCCAGACACCGAAGCUCAGCAAGUUCCCAGUCCUGUCGAUGACCAAGUCCAAAUUACCCCAUUCGCUAGACGUCUUCCCAUGGCAGACAGGUGUCGCCCAGAAGCUCGUCGCCCGCUACCUCACCCUAGGCCCCUGGUUAGACCGGACCAUCGCGAUGGCGGAAUACUACGACGUGCCCGUCGGCCAUAUCGAGGGUGAUCAGCCUCUACUACUAGCAGACAUUGAGUUCGCCCGUCGGUUGACUAGUCAAGACAUCGUCCUAUGGUGGUCCCCCGGAGACCGUCCUGACCUCGGCGGCAUCGAAGAAGACAACCGUCCGGUUGAGGAGCUUGCAAAGACCGAGUUCAUCUCUCCAGGCUGUUACUCGAACGUGUGCCUCGAAGUCACCGUUCGCAACCUCGCUGUUGAUGCUGUUCUGCACUCCGUCAUCGUCAAUGAGCUCGAAGGAAGCGGCGGAGCCACGGCCUUUGACACCUCGAAGACCUUGGACGAGUACUCGAAAGGCGACACUUCCCACGACGUUACUCUUGGCGAGUCAAACGUCUCACCACAGACGUUCGGCAUCCUGAAAUCUCUCAUCAAGACCUGGAUGGUGGACAAAAUUCAGGGCAGCUUCGAAAGCCCCGCGACUGUCGCCAUCGAUCACUUCUGGCGAUGGAUCAGCUCAACCGCCUCAGCUAUGUACGACAUCGGCAUCCAUCGGUUUGUCCACGGGUUGAUGCGCAAGACUUUCAUCCAGAUGCUCGCCGAGUUCAAGCGGCUGGGUUCCCAUGUAGUCUACGCAGAUCUUAGCCGUAUUCUCCUUGUCACGUCAAAACCUCCCGGGACCGCUCACGCCUACGCCAUGUAUAUCACCACCGCCGUCACUUCGCAUGAACUCUUCCAGCACGUCUACCUCCACACAGAACGCUUUUACGACUUCCUUCUAUUCAUGGACGAAGCAAACUUCGGCGCGGUCGUCUGCGAGGACCCGCUUGCCUUGGAACCUCCAGAACAACUUGCUAUCGAAAUGCGCUGGAAUAUCCCAUCCUUCCUCCCACCCGCCAUCCAGGCCGACUUCCGUGCUGCCGUACGCUACUUCCUCGUCGAGUUUUUCAGGACGGUACAGAAGAGCCAAGGAGCGGUCCGUGUCCCCCUACGAUCUCUCCAAAACGGCGAACCAGAGACCACCCAGCGCGAGAUGUCCAAGGCCUCCGAUUCCAAGUCCACUCCCACCCAAGAAUUUAUCACUCGCAAGCUCACGCGACGCAUGCUUCGGAUUCUCGGAGGGGCACAAGAGCGGUAUCGCAAUGCCCUGACGGACACCCACGAAGACGGCUCGCAGUCGGAGCUCGCGCAGUGGGAAUUCCCCCUCCUCCCCGGCUCGCACCUGCAUAUGAGCAACCCCGCGCUGGAGCUCGUCAAGUUCGCCUGCGCCGUCUUUGCGCUCUCGAAGGAGCACGCGCUCGAGGUCGGCCUCAUGAAGCGCAACCUGCUCGAGCUCGUCGGCGUGCGCGAGUUCGCUUCUGAAGCGGCGUUCGUGAACCCGUGCGAGCCCCUCAAGCUCGCGAGCGUGCCCUGCCGGUACUGCGACAGCAUGCAGGACUUCGACUUCUGCCGGAGCCCUGCGCUCGCGCCAGGGCGCCCGUGGCGCUGCGCACGGUGCGGUGGCGAGUACGACCGCGCAGAGAUUGAGUUCGCGCUCGUCCGCGCCGUGCUCGAGCUCGAGCGGCGGUUCGCUCAGCAGGACCUCCGGUGUGCGCGGUGUGCGCAGGUCCGCGCGGACAACGUGAGCCGCCACUGUACGUGCUCGGGCGCGUACCAGCUCACGGUGAGCCGUACGGACACGCGCAAGCGGCUGCGCACGAUCGUGAACGUUGCGCUGGCGCACAACAUGGUGCGGCUCAAGGAGGUCGCGCAGACGCUGCUCAGCAGCUGGUGA